AUGCAGGUAAACGACAAGCAACUCCUCGCUGCAAACUUUACCGAUUUAACCAGCAACUGGAUCACACCGCAACGGAGAGCUGUUUCGACAAGUGCAGUGGCACAGGACAAUGGCUUAGACUGCAGAAGACGUGAGAAAGCCGAGGCCAUGCGGAGAGGCUAUGAGCAGAGAAUGGAGCAGAUGCGACUCACCAGCAAGCGACAGGUGGAGCUCAUGCACAACAAGGCAAAUGCAAGGCUACGAUCUCUACAAGAGAAACUAACAAAAGGCAACGAGGAGACGCUAAGAGAUUGCGACGCCACGCUUGCCAUCGCCAACACCGAAAAACAGCUCAACAAGGAGAGACUGUUUAUAGACUGGGAAAUGAACGUCUUUCUGCCCAUUCAGCAGCGAAUAAUGAACGAAGUUGCCGACCGAAAUCCAGAGUUUACUGCUGAUCUUCGCCGUGCAGCCUUCCAGGAAUACCUUAACGCAGGAAAUAGCAUGCAUAUAAGCCUGGACAUGCCCACAAACAAGUACGACCCAUAUAAAUUAUCCAAAUACAUGCGCAGCAAGACAGCCAUCAAGCUUGAUGAUCCCCUUCGGCGGCCCGCAGAGAUACACGCGAGGGAGAACAAGAUUUAUAAAGAUGUCGGUGGUACCAUCCCCUGUGACGUAGAGCACGUGCCACGCAACAUACCCGUCUCCAAGUUUGAUCGCAUGACUGAGCUUUAUUACAGAGAUGCACACAAGCCGGCUAAGCGGGUACUUGCAAAGCGUGGACUAAAUCCUCCGAUGGCCCUGGACGAACAAACUUAG
Giardia duodenalis is the source of this 798-nucleotide messenger RNA. RefSeq lists its product as uncharacterized. Lineage: Eukaryota; Fornicata; Diplomonadida; Hexamitidae. The record is from RefSeq and is a predicted model, not a curated record. The transcript has a single exon. The coding region runs from base 1 to 798 and encodes 265 amino acids.